UGAUAAUAUAUAAUUUGUACAUAUUAUAGCUGGCACAGGCAUUCUUAAAUUUGGUAUAAAUAAAAGCUCUUUGGCUGAGGAUUUUGAGCAGAACCCUCUUCUCCAUUCUCACUCACUGGUCCUUGUGGUCCUUGGCAUUAUGAAGAUUGAAAUUCUCUGUGGGCUGCUGUUCAUUGCAGUAGCCUGUGUUCUCACAGAAGGUAAGACAUUAGGCUUUCAAAUUAAAUGAAGGAAUAUAAUAAGUUUCCUUAAGUGAAUUAAAUCCUAGUUCUAGUUUAAUAUUCUAGGUAUUUUUUAACACAUUAAUAAAUUCCAGUUCAUGAAGGUUUCUCAUGGCGCAGUAUUUGUCCAUGAGCAGAAAAGAGCUUAUUGGGCCUGGUGACUUAUAGUCAGAGAACACUAAAAAGUCAUACCUCCCUAGUGUUUUGUAUCUGGUGCAGGGCCAGUGCGAGACUAUUUUGCGCCCCAGGCUAGACCAGCAACUUUCUCCUCAACUCCUUAGUGAGUCUCUUUAUCCCCAAGCCUAUCCGUGUAUCUUUUUUGUACCUCCAAGCCCCUGUGUGUGUCUCUUUGUUCCCACAAACCCCUUUGUGUGUAUCUUUUUUCUCAUCCUCAGCCCCUCUAUGUGCCUCUUCCCCUCUCUUAACGCUGUGUGCCUCUCCCACUCCCCCAACCCUCUGUGUGCCUCCCUCCCCUCAGCCCUCUGUGUUCCUCUACCCCUUUAGCUUUAUGUGCCCCUCACCCUCUCCCCUAUGCCAGCAAACUUCCUUCUCCUUACAGUGAUGUCAAGCCCCGACCAUGGUAGAGAGGCUCCUGUACCCUCUAUCUGGACUGACAGGAAACAGUUCAGUGCUCUCAGUGAGCACUUCCUGUGAGACCGGGUAGAUACAGAAGCUCCUUUAUUGUGGUCUGCAGCUCGGUCACACUGCAUGCUGUGACUGGCAGGAAUGGAGUGCUAUGCUGUGCACUCUCCUCCUGCUGGUAACCCAGAGACUGCAACCCCAGGACCAAUGCUUCUUAGGGGGCUGCCUGAUCUACCUAGUGGUUAUGCUGGCCCUGAUCUGGAAGAGUUGAUGCAGUAACAAAACUCACUUUCUUUAUUUAUAAGAUUGCACAUAUCCUAUGCUAAUCUCUCUAUUCAGUCUAUUAAUAUCAAUAUGUCCAUCUUACAAGCCCUACAGCUCUCUACUCCUCUCUUUCACUAAUUACAAACUCUGAAUCCCCUCCUUAGCACGCACUUGCCCACUCCUCGCCUUCCCAUCUUACUAGCAGGCAGAAGCUCCUUGUAUGUAACCUGGGAAAGCAAAAAAGGUAGUGAGUGUAGCAGAAAGGGGGCAUGACAUAUUGUUAGAGAGAAAAACAAAGCUAGGGCAUUCGCCCAGUGCGCAAAAUAAAAGUAUCACACAGAAAGUGCAUGUAAAGGAAAAAGAUGGAAGUUCUCCUUAUUUAAACUGUUUUAAAAUGUCAAUCUAUAAUUGUCCAUAAUCUAAAACAACGUAAGUUGGGUUUUAAGUGUGCUCCUAUUGUUGCUUUUAGAAUCUGAUAAUGCAGAAAAUGAAGAAAAGGGGAUGUGUCUGUCAGACUUUUUAAAAAAGUAUCCAGAGGCACGAAAAUACCACAGAAGUAAAAAUGGAAAGCGUCGCCAUUUCCCAGAUUUCAGUAAAUUGCCUGACUGUGGUGCCAACGGAACCUGCGAGGGCAACCUGAUGUGCUGCAGCUCACCCUGUGGUAUGAAGUGUAUGAAGCCAAUGUUUGGUAAGUUAACUCCUUAAAUAUACAUCUCAUUAAAUAAAUAUGGACACUUUUUUACAAAUUCAAUUUGCCAUCUUUAAUGCUUCAUUUCUUACUUUUUAUACAUUCAGUGAUAUGUGGCUUUUAAUCCAUUCUCAGUUGGCAAAUGGGUUCAGAGCCAAUUGGCCUAUAACAUUUACUUGGUCUACAAACUCCAAGGUAUUGACAUAAGAUUUAAUCCAACACCCACAACAAUGAAGGUGUGAGAAGUUGUCUUUUGUUAUGAGUGUAUCAUAAUUUUAAGAUAAUGUAUUAUCUAGCACAAGUAAAAAUACACAGGCAUCACAAUGUGGAUUGCAGAAUAAGACAUUUUAUUGUGGUCCAAAGGACAAAAUAAAGAUACAACGUGUUGGCCAUAAGGCCUUAGUCAUGUAUCAAUGUAUUAACAUUUUGGCCGUAAUUCUGAAACGUUGUAUCUUUAUUUUGUCCUUUGGACCACAAUACAUUGUCUUAUUCUGCACCCUACAUUGUGAUGCCUGUUGAUUUCUAAUUGUGAUUGAUAUUGGUGGCUUGUUGACCUUCACCACAGAGCUCCAGUGUACCCAUAGACUUAUGUGCAGCACACCACCAUUCUAUUUGAUUUAUUAUCUAAGAUCACAGCGACCUGCACAGCACGAGCUGACAACAAGUAUAAUCCAAUGUCGAAGUGAUUACUAUCCACUGUGUUAUGAAAGUACAUGAGGAUAUUAAAGAUGAAGCAGAUACAGUGCCUACAGUGUCCCGUUAAGGUGUAGAAUAACGAAAAACUUUUUUUGUACAAUCUCAAUAAAAUGGGGCAUUCAAUAAAUACAGAAAAUGAGUUAGACAAAAAUGUCACACAUUUUGUGCCCAGUCCUAGACUAUGCCUUUUAGACAGCAAUUGAUAACAUUUAUUCUAGGGUUUUUUUGGGCCCCGUAUAAAUGCCUUUAUAAGUGGACUAUCACUUUUUAUUUCUUUUGUUUUUAGAUAAGGAUGCCAAAAGACUGGCUGAACAAAAGGAUGAAAACAAUGCAAGUGCAGAAUCAGCUGAACACGAAGAAGGUAUGUGUGUAAAUGUACAAACGGAAGGGUUUACAUAUGAGUGAGAAGGUUUGAAUCAGGAAGGCAUUAGCAAGGACAGCCCAUUGACAAAUGUGGAAAUGCUUAUUGCUAAUAAACUGACUGUCCUUGAUCCAUCAGAAAUCACUGAGACUGACAAGAAAAUCGGGAUGUGCCCUUUCAAAUAUAUGAAAACUCACCCAGAAGUUAAAAAAAGGAUGAAAGAGGAGCUAAAGAAGAAUGGUGGCUUUGCAAAACAUGAAGGUUGCACACAGGGAGAGAAUUGUCCAGCAAUGCACUUCCCUAACUUCACCAAGAUGGCGGACUGCAAUGAAGAUGGAGACUGUGGCAGUAACAUGAGAUGUUGCAAAACUCCGUGUGGGAAGAAAUGCAUGAAGGCGAUAUCUAGUAAGUAGAAAUCAUAUAGUUUUUAAAAUUGUUUCCAGUAUUUCAAAUUUAAUUUAAGCUAGAUUCUUGUAAGAUAUAUUAUAAUUUGUUUACAACACUACUUCAAAACAAAACAGGUGUGAUAUGAUAAUGCUUUGUCGGUUAUAUUUUUCUAUCCUAUUCUAAAAUCUGCUGUUUAUAGUUUUUGCAGUCAGGUAGCUACCAGUAAGACAGUAAGUGGUGCUUGACCCCUUAGUUAGGUAGUAGUUCUAUGUUUAUGUUGGGGAGUCGUUAGCCAUUCUAGAACCCAGGUGCAAGGAUGUGCACAUUUUUGUAUAUACCUGUCCCACUCUAGUGAAGGACUAGAGUGUGACAGGUUGCCUGCAAAUAAACAGGAACAGAGUGUAGAAGAAAAAGAAAACCAGUUGAGCUCUAAAAUCAAAGCCAUGAAACAGUCCACAGAAAUUCUAAAGCUGGAUAUUGCUCCCCUGUGUUAAUUAAUGCCUCUUCUAUGGUCACACAUUCUGCAGCAUCAAACAAAGAGUUUGAGGCAUCCUCAUGUUCUGAUGGCACCAAUCUCUUGAUGUCAUCACUAUUAAUUUUUUACUUUGUAAACCCCUAAGUAUGAUAGAAGAUGUAUUGUAUUGUCAGCAAGGAGGGUUGGGGGGUGGGGGGUAGAUAAUGUUUAACUUGGUAUGCACUCUGGUUAUCCUGAUUUUUUUUAUUUAUUUUUUAUGUACUCUGAUAUUCAUGAUGCAUUAGUUUGUCUCUGGCUACUUUUUAUUAGGAUUACAUAUCAACAGCUUUGCAUUAAACCUACAUUAUGAAGAACAGUUAAUGUGUCUAUUUCUCUUCAUUUUUCCUUGUGAAUGCUUGGUUUAUACUUUAUCUGAUUGGAUUAUAAUCUGUAUGGACAUGAUUACUGUUUGCAUGAUGUCAACUAAAGUAAGUCAGCUUUAUGACAGGCAGUUGGAGAAAUUAAAUAACCUGGAUUAAUAACCAAUAAUAGUUAAGCAUAAUAACUAUUAUUUUUCAUUUUAUUAACCUUUUUUUUUUUUUUUCAGCGGAUGAAGAGUUUUAUGACCUUGUUAAUUAUCAAAAAAAGGAUAACAGUGAACAAGAACUGGGUGAAAAUAAUGGAGAACAGAAUCGAAAACAAGGCAAGAGAAAAGGACGUGAAGUGGGACACAAACAUGGGAAGGGCCUUGGGCUAGAAGAAAAUCAUGAUGAUGGUCAAAAAAAGGGGGGAAAGCACGGCAAGAGAUGUGGAAAAGGAGAAGAGAGCAGUAGAGGUCAAGGAAAAGGAGAGGAACAUGGUAGGGGUCAUGGGAAAGGAGAGGCUCAUGGUAGAGGUCAUGGAAAAGGAGAGGAACAUGGUAGGGGUCAUGGGAAAGGAGAGGCUCAUGGUAGAGGUCAUGGAAAAGGAGAGGAACAUGGUAAGGGUCGUGGCAAAGGAGAGGAGCAAGGUAGAGGUCGUGGAAAAGGAGAGGAACAUGGUAAGGGUCAUGGGAAAAAAAAGGAGCACAAGUGUCGUAAAGAAGGACAUGUUGAAUCAUCUAAUAAUGGGAAUAGUGAGGGUAAUAGAGAGGAUCACGUUAGGCAAAAAAGGUCCUUUUUUGAUCAAGGCGGAUUUGGAGAGGAGGCACCCAGAGGAAUGGAACAUGGAAUGCAAAAUGGAGAAGAAGGGGAACAAGGACAUGGGAAGGGAAAGUGUAAGGGAAAAGGAAAAGGGAAGGGGAAGGGGAAGGGGAAAGGGAAAGGUAAAGGAAAGGGACGAGGGAAAGGCAGGGGUCAAGGACAGUGUGGAGGUGAAGAACAAUAAAAUGCAGUUACAUUGAGUAUGCAUUUCUUUGACUGUCAAUACUCCAUUACACACCGAAUGCUUCUAUGUAGAAAAUUGACAAGCAAUAAAAAUCAAUAAAAACAAAAUGGCUUUUUUGUUGUUGUUAAUGGAUACCCUAUACAGCAUUAUACAUA
Molecule: messenger RNA, 5173 nt
Organism: Pelobates cultripes (western spadefoot toad)
Lineage: Eukaryota; Metazoa; Chordata; Amphibia; Anura; Pelobatidae
Source: the annotation of a GenBank genome assembly